Onychomys torridus (southern grasshopper mouse) is the source of this 4415-nucleotide messenger RNA. RefSeq names its product solute carrier family 10 member 3 (gene Slc10a3). The coding region runs from base 9 to 1442 and encodes 477 amino acids. Gene Ontology annotation, cellular component: membrane. Gene Ontology annotation, molecular function: bile acid:sodium symporter activity. Lineage: Eukaryota; Metazoa; Chordata; Mammalia; Rodentia; Cricetidae. The record is from RefSeq and is a predicted model, not a curated record. The transcript is spliced from 3 exons. Gene Ontology annotation, biological process: bile acid and bile salt transport.
GAAGUGCCAUGGUGGUCAAGAGAAGCAGAAGUAGCUCCCAGCAGUUGCCUGGCCUGGGAGGACAGGGUGGUUGUACAGGUCUCCUAGGUAUGCUCGGAGCUGCCCUACUGGUCAUCAGCCUGCCAUGGGGAGCCCAAGUGAUGGCCAGUGCCAACCUCAGUACUGCUCUGGGCCACACUGGGCCACUAACAGGUGGUCACUAUCUGAGCAUUGGAGAUGGCUCAGUGACAGAGUUUGAGUUUCCUGAAAAGAGUGAGGGUAUCAUUGUGAUCUCUAGCCAGUACUCAGGACAGGCCAAUGGGACAGGCCCUAGCCCCACACUGAGGGUUAUAUCCCUGGACACAGAGGUACUGACCAUUAAGAAUGUGAGUGCCAUAACCUGGGGCACUGGGGGUGGCUUUGUGGUGAGCAUCCACUCAGGUCUGGCUGGGCUGGCUCCACUCCACCUCCAGCUCAUGGACCUUCAUGAGGCCCCACCCUUGUUGAUUGAAGAACGAAGGGAUUUCUGCAUCAAAGUGUCACCUGCUGAAGACAUCCCUUCUACUCUCAAUCCCAACUUGAGCCACUUCUCAGAGAACCCAAUCCUCUACCUGCUCCUGCCUCUUAUCUUUGUCAAUAAGUGUUCAUUUGGGUGCAAAGUGGAACUUGAAGUUUUGAAGGAGCUCCUACAGAGCCCCCAACCCAUGUUGUUGGGCCUCUUGGGCCAAUUUCUGGUCAUGCCCUUCUAUGCUUUCCUGAUGGCCAAAGUCUUCAUGCUACCCAAGGCCUUGGCUCUGGGCCUCAUCAUUACCUGCUCAUCACCUGGCGGUGGGGGGAGCUACCUCUUCAGUCUCCUCCUUGGAGGAGAUGUCACCCUGGCCAUCUCCAUGACUUUCAUCUCAACAGUAGCUGCCACGGGUUUCUUGCCACUCUCAUCAGCCAUCUACGGCCACCUUCUCAGCAUCCAUGAAACACUCCACGUGCCCAUCUCCAAGAUACUAGGGACCUUGCUGUUCAUUGCCAUCCCCAUAGCAGCAGGUGUGGUGAUCAAAUCUAAGCUCCCCAAGUUCUCAGAGCUGCUGCUACAGGUCAUCAAGCCCUUCAGCUUUGUACUUCUCCUGGGUGGCCUAUUCCUAGCCUACCACAUGGGGGUCUUCAUCUUGGUGGGAGUCAGGUUACCCAUCAUAUUGGUGAGCUUCACAGUGCCCCUGGUUGGCCUCUUGGUGGGCUAUAGCCUGGCCAUGUGCCUGAAGCUGCCAGUGGCCCAGCGGCGGACAGUCAGCAUUGAGGUAGGGGUGCAAAACAGCCUGCUAGCCUUAGCCAUGCUGCAGCUGUCUCUGCGCCGCCUUCAAGCAGACUAUGCCUCUCAGGCCCCCUUCAUUGUGGCACUGAGUGGUACCUCUGAGAUGCUGGCUUUGGUUAUUGGCCAGUUCAUCUACAGCAGCUUGUUUCCUGUUCCCUGAGGACCCUGGAUCAAGUUUUAUAACCCCAGCCCCCAUACUCCGUCCACUGUCCCCACAGUUCUUGUGUACCAAAGGCUUUUAGUUCUCAUGCACUAUGCACUCAAACAAAUCCAGGCUUUUUUCCCCUCCAGCUUUCAGUGCCAAAAAGGCCAUGCUGAGUUAGAAAUAUAUUUCAAUAAAAGACAAAAGCAAGCUUGGGUCCCUUCCAGUGUUUGUCCCUUGGAGCCUAUGGAUGGGGAUAGGAAGAGUGUGUCUGGACUGGUAUGGGCCAGGAUGGUGAACAGGCUUGGUGACCCUGCACAGAGCCCACUCUGUAUAAUGAAUGAGGAGAUAGAGGCUUUCGGAACCUCAGUUAGGAUAUUUUUGCAGCAAGACUAGAAAGAAGUAGAAAGCCAUCGAUCAGGCUAUGAUAGCAGGUAGGAGUAGCCAUUUCUAUAUCUGAGAGACACCACUUUGCACUAAUUGGUAAGAAUUAGUGCAGUCCAGGCCUUGCGUGAAGCUGACAUCCUGGUCCUUCAUUUCAAGCCACAGCUCCCAAGUGAAGCAAGCCUGGCCCCACAGGUUCCUCGCUUCGAUCCCAGUGGGCGGGACGCCCCCACUACCUUGCACCAUAGCCGCUGGAGGUUUACUGUAGGCUGGGGGUGGCGUGAAGGCCCGGAUGCCGGACUGAGGGAUGGCGGGAGCCACGCAGCAGGCGCGCCCCUUUCACAGCUUCCGGCGGCGGCGGGCGGUUCCGGCGCGCGCCCGGGGCGGCGGCGCGCGGCAGAGAAUCUUUGAGGUUUGCAUAGGCCCUAGUGGACGCGGCUGUGGACACCAUGCAGCUGACCGUGAAGGCGCUCCAGGGCCGGGAGUGCAGCCUACAGAUGAGAAACGACUGUCAGAUUACAACAUUGGUCCCAAUUCUAAGCUCAACCUAGUCGUUAAACCUUUGGAGAAGGUGCUACUGGAAGAAGGGUCUACCCACAGACUGGUCGACUCACCUCCCCCACCCCUUUGGCAGCUGAUCUCCAAAGUCCUGGCCCGUCACUUCAGUGUAGCAGAUGCCAGCAGGGUCCUGGAACAACUACAGAAGGAUUAUGACAGGUCCCUGAGUCGCUUAACACUGGAUGACAUCGAACGUUUGGCCAGCCGCUUUCUACACCCUGAAGUAACUGAAGCUAUGGAAAAAGGGUUCUCCAAAUAGCAUUCUGGGAUUGGGGGGGGGGGGAGAAAUCCCAGGUCAGGCCACAGCUGCAUGUUACAUUAAAUGUGUUCUCAUGUCGCAGUUUGGCUCAUAGUGAUAAUAAUAGCUGGUAUGUACCCAGCUCUUGCUAGGUGCUAGGCACUACUCAAAGUACUUGGCCUGAGUUCUCUUCUGCCUCCCACAGGACAGUUGAGACUGCACUGUAGAGACACCUAGCAAUGGCUUGGGACAGCCAGAGUCCAAGUCUAGCCAGCCAUAGAAGUGCCUCUGUAGGAGAAAGAGUGUGCUGUUUUGAGGGAUGGGCCUUACUAUUCCCAUUUAGCCCACUCAGCAUACACCCUCAAAUGACUCCCUCAGGAAGCCACUAGUCCCUGUCACCUGUCCUCUAGUGUGUCUGGCAUAGCCCUUGGCAAAUCUCCAUAGGAAGCCAAGCGGUAGCCAUCCAGGGCCCCUCUGCUGCUGCAGCCAGUGUGCUCUUGAUAAAUGACAAGGUUAGGGGCUAGAGGAUCAGAAAGAUACCCCAGCUCCAUUGUAUGACUUGAGUCAAGUUUCUGUGCCACUUUGGUCCCCAUCCAUUGAGUCUGUUCAAUGAUGGCCACUCCUCUGGCCUAAAUAAGUUUCCUUCCCCCUUUUCCAGCUCAAGGUAGGAGUUUCUGCUAUCAUCUGCAGUUCCACCUUGUGUUCAAUAAGCAAACUGAAGCCGAAAGUGAAGUGGUAGCCAAGCAAGUAUCCUGGGCCUUUAUGACAUAGCUCUUCUCGGGGGCACCCUAUCUGCUUGGCUUCUCCUGGAAGUGGGUCUCAUCCAUGAGGGACAGCAGGUGACUCAACAAAGCAGUGUCACAACUAGGACUCUGCCUUGGUCUCACCCAGCACUCACCCAUAGCGUGAGACGGAUGCUUCCUUUGCCACCUGUGUACAGGGGCUUUUACUUUGCACACCUUCAUUGCUUAAGAAGAAACUCAGGGUGCUAAGGAGGAAAUAGAAAUGUAAGAUGAAGACAGUGGUUCUUCUUUUCACUAUCCCUAUGCCUGGGUGCUAAAGGUCAUGUAAGUACUAGCUCCUUUGAGGAGGACCCCCUGGGAGCAGUUGAGGCUGGAAGAUAGCCACCUGCAGGAUACUAUUCCUGCUCCUCCACUCUUGCCAAGGAAGCCACUCUGAAUGUUGUCAGGGGUACACUUGCCUUUCUUCCCCAAGGGCCAUCUUCAUGGGCCUUAGGCCUUGUGAGACAAAUCUUGAAUUCCCAUAUGGAAUGAUAAACUAAAGUGAGGCCUGAGGGGAUGAGCAGCUGAUAGACCCUGGUCCUCUCUGAGAUCUGGGGUACCACAUCAGGGACCUGCUUGUGAGCACAUAUAUGGGCUGGCAGCUCAGUUAAUAAGCUUACCAAUGUCCUUGUUCACUUUGAGUCAGGGAAUAUAUUUGGAAAAUUAUAUAACACUAAAGGUGCAUGUGAGACUUCACCAAAAUGAACUCUAUUAAUAAGCUAGGCUGCUUUGGGUUUCCAAUAAUUGGUUUAACAACACAGGAAACUUACUGGAUUACAAAACUGAAAAAGCCCAGGAGUACUGACAGUGGAUGAACAAUUUCACCAAAUGUGCAGCUUUUUUCCUGCUUCCCUCUGAAUUCUCCAGAAUCUGCUUCAUCCUCACCACUACUUCCAAGGAUCAAAGAAAGGGUGGCUGCCUGCAGCUUCAUCAAAACCCUUCAUUUGCUGCCAACAAGGAGCACUUUCUUCUGUACCAUACCUUCUAUCUCAGAUGCCCCAGCAAAUAAAUGCUGUCUCUUAUUGGUCA